Molecule: messenger RNA, 3411 nt
Organism: Eublepharis macularius
Lineage: Eukaryota; Metazoa; Chordata; Lepidosauria; Squamata; Eublepharidae
Product: caspase-10-like
Exons: 11
Coding region: 127-1752 (541 amino acids)
Biological process (GO): negative regulation of extrinsic apoptotic signaling pathway via death domain receptors; proteolysis
Molecular function (GO): cysteine-type endopeptidase activity; protein binding
Source: RefSeq, a predicted model, not a curated record
AGCGCGCCGGGAGCUCCGCGCCGCCGUCGGGGGUCUCUCGCUGGCCGCGCAAGCAGGGGCGCUUCCCGGGUCCCCCCCCCCCCGCCCCUUCUCGCCGCUGCUGGGCAAUCUGAAGUUCAUGCCAUUAUGGACGAGGUUGAUAGCAUUGAGUUUCGCCUGCAGCUUCUGAUGGUCGAUGAAGACUUGGGAAAGGAAGAUGUAGAGGCCGUCAAAUUUCUCUGCCAGGACUUCAUCCCUUUCAGCAAGCUGGAAGUGAUGACAUCAGCACGUGAAAUCUUCCAGUUCCUCAUAAGUCAGGACAUUGUAAACCGGGAGGAGCCCUUUGUCAUAGCAGAGCUCCUCUAUCGCAUCCGGCGUCUCUCCCUGCUGCAGAAAUUUGGCUAUACCAAAGAGGAAGUUCUGGAAAACCUGCCUCUGAAAGGGAAGGUGCUUGAAUACCGACAGAUGUUGUAUGAAUUGUCGGAAGAGUUCACUGAGGAUGAUCUCAGAUGUGCCGUAUUCCUUCUGAGGAGCCAUCUUCCAAAAGUUCAACCCAAAAUGUCUUGUUUGCAGCUGCUGACUGUCCUAGAGAAGAAAGACCUCUUAUCUGAGACAAACCUACAAAUGUUGAAAGAGCUGUGCACCAAAAUAGCACCAAACUUGCUGAACAUAAUCAGUAAAUACGAACAAAAGAAAGUUUCUACGUCCGUUCAAGAAAGUGAAAAAACUGCACCCUCUUCAGUUCGUGAAUUUAGGAAACCCUCUGGAAGUGAUAGCCUGUCUGCUCCUAUCAAGGAAGGCGCCAUCAAAUACCCAACGAAAAGUCUUGAUUUUUGCAGCAGUCUGACGGUGCACGUUGGAAAUACGCAUUCUUUUGGAUCGAAUCCAGAUGUCAAAGCAGAAAAUUUCAUUGGCCAUCCAGAACACAACUUUCCAUGUCGUGAACAGGAUGAAGAAUCAAAAACCGCACUUGAGAUGCCAUCUUUGUAUAAAAUGGAUGGGCCGUGUAGAGGGCGUUGCCUCAUUUUUAAUAAUAUCAACUUCAAAGAACAUCUUGGAAAGAGGAUGGGAUCUCAGAAAGAUGCUGAGGAAUUGGAACGUGUGUUUAAAUGGCUCGGUCUGGAGGUGAUAACAUACGAUGACCAAAGCUCAGUAGAAAUGCUCCAGCAUCUGCAGAAAUGGCAGUCCUCUGAGAACUGGAAAGAGAGCGAUUGUUUGGUGUGCUGCAUUCUGUCUCACGGUGAAUCAGGAAAAAUAUAUGGCACAGAUGCCCGGCUGAUCCCAAUCCGUGACAUCAUGUCCCACUUCACUGCCAAACGGUGUCCACUUCUGGCCACAAAGCCCAAACUUUUUUUCAUCCAGGCGUGUCAAGGUGAAAAGACACAGAAGGCUGUCUACCUUGAGCCAGACGCGUAUGAUUGGGACCAUCUGGGAGCAGACGCACAGAGCGCGGGGCCUCUGUCCUCACCGCAGAUGCCAAGCAUUCCAGAAGAGGCAGACUUCCUCCUCGGGAUGGCCACGGUGGAUGGUUAUCUGUCGUUCCGGCACAUUCAGGAGGGCACGUGGUACAUCCAGGCACUGUGUACCAAGCUGCAGCUCUUGGUACCAAGAGGGGAAGAUAUCUUGUCCAUUCUGACGCAAGUCAAUGACGAUGUGAGCCGUCGCGCAGACUCACAAGGGCUGAAGAAACAGAUGCCUCAGCCGGCUUACACCCUGACGAAAAAACUGGUAUUUCCUGUGCCUAGAGAUCCUCCCCCGUCACAGCAGCCGUAGGACUUUUGUCGGCUGUCUGCCAUUUUGGACUUCUGGAGUUGCAGAGACCCCUAUCCCAAAUGCUGCUGUCUGGCUUUUGAAGCUUUGCACUAAGACUUCAGCUGCUGAGGCUUUCGGGCAGCUUUUAAGUUUGGAUUCCUUCCCACCCCUGUGGGUGCCGAUCCGUUUUUCAUAUAUUGAUACAUAUUCACCUGUGGCUGCAUACACAUGAUCUUCUGUGUAAAGGGUAAGUCAUCAUGCAUACAAAAAACAAGCAACAGUGAACUGCUCAGACGUUUGGAAAGAUUUGUUUCUCCCCGCCAAGGAAAAUGGGUUUUACAGAAAAUUUGAUAUGCAACAAGGGUAGGUGUGCAUCCAGAGAGUCGCGAUGCUGUAAGACCCACCUGCCAUCCCGUCAAUCAUAACAGCCGACAUAAGCCACGGUGGUGGGGAAAGAGUUCCUCCACUUCUCAGUCCAAGGUGCUCGGCUGAAAUAGGAGGUGGCUGUUCUUUUAGGCCUUCCUGGUGAGGCUGCUGGUCACUGUGGGCAACGAAAUGCUGGACGAACGAGACCCUGCUUCCCGUCUCGCACGUAUCGUCUCAGAUUGCAUUGCCGCAAACGUUGACUAAGGGGGAUUUAGCCGUUUUGAAAGAGAAUGCAUGAGGCACGUUUUCUAUCGUGUGAGUGUGUUUUGAAGAACAAACUAGUGUGCCAAUCGUGUUGCGCUUUGUAAGAAGAGCAGCAAAGAUUUUGCCUGCCUGGUCACACCUGUCCUAGGAAGUCCAGUCCACUCCCUCGAGACCAGCUCUUCCCGUUUCCUUAAGUGCCUCUCCACAGUGCUGGACUUUCCUUAUCUGGCUAGGCUACAUGUCUUAACUGUUUGGGAGCCAACCCCUGUACUCGGGUUCCAAUCCCUGCCAAUGUGAAACUCACAGGGUGACCCUGGCUUAAGGAUUCUGCCAGCCUUAUCUAACCUACCUCACUGGAUUGUUUUUGAGGUGAAAAUGGAGGGAAGGAGAAACCCAUCUAAGGCUUCAGCUCUGUGGACAAAGGGAAGGAUCAGAGAUUCACCCUGCAGUCAAGUGCAAUUACUGGCCCUCAUUUUACUCAGUGUGCCGUCUCUUGUAUAACCACUGCCACUGGGUUAAGAGAACUUUCCCCACACAUCUGCCUGAGAUUAAAAUCUGUGGAAGUGGUAGAACUUAGGGUAUGGGGGAUUGUAGGGCUUGUUAAGAAUCCCAAGUGGAACCAGCAGUUGGGGAUAGGAGUUGUGCAGGUUGGCUACCAGGCUGGAAGUAGUCAAGAUUGUGUCAUAGAAAGAAUUGGCCUGCUGCUGAAAUGUUGAAAUGGCCAAAAGUCUUACCCCUUGCAAAAUUGUUUAGAAACCAUUAUCCAGUUCUCGUGAUGUGUGCUGGUUUGGAAAUAGCCACUAUGGAAAGUUCUGUGAUGAAUGGAAGAAGAGUUCCGUUAUGGGAAGACGACGACUACAGGCACAUGGCAGAAGCACUUAAGGAGGAAAAGUGCCCAGGAGGUAGAAGGCAGGUGGGUGAGCAGGCGUGGGAAGAAGAGCCGCUGCUGUUUGCCACGUGGCCUUAAAGACACAGAGAAUUACCUCAGAAGAGAUUAAAUGACAGCAUGUGUGAUUUACCAUAGGAAUGAAAAUAAAGAAUUAAACUUGA